UCCUCACUAGCUUACCAACAACGGCGCCAGUCCGGGAUUCAAAAUCGUGUGACCCUCCAUCAAUUUCCGCGUCCUUCUGACACUUUUCAGCUCUCAUAACUCACCCAAAACCCUAAACAUUCUUCCCUCCCUUCGCUUAACUUCAAAUACAUACAUACCUUCCGCUAGGAAAUAACGCCUCAAAAGAAUAAAAAAGAAAAAUCCAAGCUAGCGAGCUGUAAGAAGCUACACAGCUAUUUUUCAAGCGUUGAUCCUUUCCCAAUCAGCCCACCACCUCUGAAGUAUCCUUCUACCCCGCUGCCGCUGCAGGAGUGACGCACUCCAGCGGUGAAAUCUUCACCACCCCCAAUUGAUAGGCUCAUCCUUCCGUCUAUCCUUCAGGCGAUCCUUUUGAGCACAGAAAGGAACACUCAAGCAUAAGACUCGAGGAGAUGGCGUACAGAAGUAGCCGGAGUGAUAUAAGUGAGAGAGGAGACUAUACCCCUCGGAGAGCCCCGGCUCGGGAAGUCGACGACUUUGAGAUCUAUGAUCGAAGAGAGCGUCGCGCUUCGCCGAGACGAGUAUCCGUGAGAGAGUAUGAGGAUCUAGAUCGGGAGCGCGGCAGAGUAGACCGCACCCCCGCAUUUCUCAAAGAUGAUGCGAGGAGGGCAGAGGCCGGACAGCUAGUACUGCGUCAGCGUGAGGUCGAAACCGUCGACCGCAGACGCCAGAGUCCUAGUCCUGUCCGGUACCGAGAGCGCAUCGUUGACCGGGAGCGUGAACGGGCACCUUCGAUGCCCCCAGAGCGCCGGCCCAGAUUCAUCGAACGGUCGCCUUCACCGGCCCCCACAGCUGUCCGAGUAGAAUCUCGCACAAUUGAAAGACGACGAGAGCGAUCGCCAACUCCGCAGAGAGAAAGGGAUCAUGAUCUCAUCCGUCUACGCAUCGAGCGUGAAAAGGAGCGGACUCCCUCUCCCAGCCCAUCGCCUCCACCUCCACCCCCUCCUCCGGUUAUCCGAGGUCCAACAAUCGAACGUGAGGUCAUCACGCACUAUCGCGAUAUCGACCAUGGUCUCAUAAGAGCCAAACCGCCAACCCCGCCACCACCACCCCGCACGGCGCCCCCUCAGAUGCGGGAGCGCGACCUCGACAUCGACAUCGACAUCCGGGGCCGGGAGACGGACGUGGACAUCCGGGAGCGCACGCGGUCGAAGUCGCGGCCGCGCGAGCGGCCCCGCCCGCUGCUGCGGCCGUCGUACUACGACGACGACGACCUGGUGAUCGAGAAGGACCGGGAGAUCGUGCGGGUGGCGGAGGGGGCCCGGCGGCGGGCGCACAGCGCGGCGCCCCCGCGCGCGGAGUGGGAGGACGAGGCCGAGUACAUCACGGACAAGAUCGACGCGCGCGGCCGCAUGGGCGAGGCCUGGAACGGCGCGACCAAGGACUGGACCAUCGUCGACGUGCCGCCGGGCACCGAGCGCGUCAAGAUGGACGGCGUCGGCGGCGGCGGCGCAGAGGUCAACUGGUCCCGGUACAGCGGCGUCCGCCGCUCCAAGUUCGUGCCCGAGCGCGACGGCACGCCCGUCAGCAGCGCCAUCAGCGAGCCGCCGCCGCUGCGCGAGCGCGAGCCCUCGCGCGAGCGGGACCGCGAGAGGUUGAGCAUCCAGGUCUUCGAUAAGCGGGAGCGCUCGCGCGACCGCGACGUCGAGGUCGAGGAGAUCUCGGACAGGCGGAUCUCGAUCCGCGACGGGGACCGCGCGCCGCCUCGCAAGAGGAGCGAGAUGUGGACGGAGAUCACGAAGGACCUCGUCAUCCGCGAGGCGAUCGAACGCAUGGGGUACGAGUACGAGGAGACGGAGUGGUUCUUCUACGUCAUGCAGUACCUGCGCUACGAGGACGUCCUUGAGCUGGUCAACUUGUCGGAUACGAUCCGCCGCAACCGCCGGCGCAGGACCCAGGAGCUCGAGUGGGAGCGCGACCGCGAGUGGGACCGCCGCCACCGCAACCGCCGCUCCGUCAACUGGGACAAGGUCGACGACGAGCGCAUCGUUGAGCGCGAGGUCGUGUAUGACCGCCCGAGCCACCGCGGCUACGUCCGCUAAGCGGCCUUGGCCGCGCUUCACAAGGGAGUAUGUAGGCCCGCGAUGUAAUUAAGGGCUGACGAGUCUGCUUGUGGGGAUGAGCGAAUCGUGGGCGGGUGGUUGCUGGAGUCGUAUCUCGAGAACACGCCACUCCGACGGGUGGCCCGUCUGCCUUUCUAGUUAUAUACACGAUGUCGGCGGGCUAUCUCUGAGUUAUACCUAUCGUAUAUCGGCAUAUCUCGGCUGGCGGUGGUUCCGAGACGAGGUUGGAUCGAACUAAGCGGGUAUACGUUUU
Messenger RNA from Annulohypoxylon truncatum, 2355 nucleotides. RefSeq lists its product as uncharacterized. NCBI's taxonomy places the organism in Eukaryota, Fungi, Ascomycota, Sordariomycetes, Xylariales, Hypoxylaceae. Bases 432 to 2081 code for a protein of 549 amino acids. The record is from RefSeq and is a predicted model, not a curated record. The transcript is spliced from 3 exons.